Trichophyton rubrum CBS 118892 is the source of this 1409-nucleotide messenger RNA. RefSeq lists its product as uncharacterized. The record is from RefSeq and is a predicted model, not a curated record. The transcript has a single exon. Gene Ontology annotation, molecular function: oxidoreductase activity, acting on paired donors, with incorporation or reduction of molecular oxygen; heme binding; monooxygenase activity. The coding region runs from base 1 to 1245 and encodes 414 amino acids. NCBI's taxonomy places the organism in Eukaryota, Fungi, Ascomycota, Eurotiomycetes, Onygenales, Arthrodermataceae.
AUGGCAUUCCUCCUUGCGAGAGCCAUCCGUUUUUAUCGCUGCAAUAACAGCUCAAAAAAUAAAGCAUCAAAGUCAACUGUACAUUUUUCUGACGCGAAAGACUGUCGAGCAGUCAUUGUCGGGAGGAGUCCGUUCAAUGGCAUGUCGAAAAACACCCUAACCGCUUUUCAGGCAAGAGCUGGCCCAAACCAAGCUCUUCGACGGGCAUUCGGGAUAGAUAAUGCCUUCACCAGCGAGGAUAACGCUGUCAUAAGAGAGUUCGUAGCUCUUGCUACAAAGCGGAUGAUUCUCCACGGCACGGACUGGGGGAAAGUAGCCACUCUUGCAGCUACUACCCUUGAAACCUUAGGAUAUUUCGAGCAGAUUGCAGGCAAUAGUACUUCCACAGGCACAGUUCCCAUCACAAGUGUGGCACAAGUGUUGUGCCUCACAGUUGUUCUACGCACAAUCCUUCAAACAGAUGUUGACAAAACGCAGUAUAAAGACGUGCUCAAGCUGGCGGAGGAUAUCAAUAGAAUUUGGAUAUCAUCCAAGAGUCCAGAUGAAGAGAAACGAUCAAGCUAUCAAAGCGAGACACCAUUUCAUGAUACCCUCAAGGCUAUAUUUCCAAAUACCCAAAUUAGUAGCCCAGCUUCAAACCCAUUGAAUCUUAUUCUACCAUCUUUCGAGACGAUGUGGAGAAUAGUUCUGCGAACUUUUCUAGAAAUCAACUUCCUCACUGGCAAUCGCUCACCGGAGUUCAAACAGGUGCUCGUAGAGUUCUUCCACAACCCAACCAAAGAACAGUUCAACCAGGAACUCAGCCCAGGAGUUUCGGCAAGCAAUGUCAUCUCUGAAGCUCUUAGGCUCUUCCCACCAACCCGCCGCGUUCACCGUCAUUUUCAAGGCCUUAGCAGCAACGAACGAACCCUUUUUGCUGCAGAUAUAGAAGCAUGCCAUCGCAACCUUAGGGUUUGGGGUUCAGAUGCAUUAAAAUUUGUUCCUGGUAGGUGGAAUUGUCUCAAUGAGCAACAAAAGUCUAGUUUCAUGCCGUUCGGAAGCAAGCCGUUCUUAUGUCCUGCGAAGCCAGUUUUUGGGCCAAGAAUGAUUGCUCUUCUGGUUGGGGCUCUCCUUUGCCAUUAUACCGAAAACUGGGAGCUGAGUAGUGUUUCUGGAAAGUAUGGUAUAAAUAUGGUAGCUGAAGGGGAAUAUCUGGACCGGGAUGCUUGUGCGCAAUUGUACCUCGUUAGGGAUAUUCGGGUUUGAGGUUCAGGCUUACGCACGAAUGCCAUGAAGUUUUCAUUUAUUGUAGUCAGAGUACUUUAUUUUUGAUAUGCCUUCAGUAUGUGUGUGACCUUUGCAAUCAAUAAUUGGAUGCACAUUUUCUUUUGCCCUGCCAGGCCGAAACAUGGCCGGCGCUUGUCCAUCAG